AUGGCUAUAUUUGGUGAUAUUGAAAAGAAAAAGGAGGAAUUACGACUCAUGGUUGGGGAGAGGUACAGGGAUCUUAUUGAUGCAGCCGAUACUAUUACUGAGAUGAAAGACUUCACUAAAAAGAUCAGAGUAUCAGUAGAAGGGAUCCAGCAUCAAUGUAAAGACUUACAUCAGUCACACAAGUGUCAUGGUGUUGSAGGCUCCGCUAAACUUCCAUCAGUUUCUCCACAAACCAAGAGCRGUUUUUAUAGUCUUGCUGCUCAAAUGAAGCUACUGGUAGACACCCCAGAGAAGAUAURGAGUGCAUUAGAAAGACAUCAAUACCUCAAAGCAGCUCGUUUGUAUCUUCUCUCUCAUCAUAUUGUUAGUAUAUUACACCUGGAUUCUGGUACUACUGCUGCUCCUAAAGUCUUGUCAUCAUUUCCAAUCCUUCAAAGACAAUGGGCUGCAAUAAGUCAUUUUAAAGAUUCUAUAAUUCAGGGCAGUCGCACUCUUCUUAAGGAUGCUACUCAGCCUGAUGAGGCUGUGACAGAAGCCCUUUGCUCUGUUUUACUUCUUGARGAAAGCUCACCAAGACAAGUUUUCUCUGAAUUCAUCCUCGCAAGAAAAUCUACUUUACAAGAAAUAUUUCACCCUAGUCAGCACUCUACUAGUAUCAGAUCUCAAGUCUGUGAACUCAUCAGGGUAAUAAGAACCAGUUUGUAUCAAAUCUACAGUUUGUUUGUCUGCGAUGUUCAAAAUGGUGAUCAAGUCCAUGAAAUCAAAGAUAAUCCUGCAUUGUUAUUUCAAACUUUACAUCAAGUGACAAAACGUAAUGCUUCAGAUCCGAACAGUGAUGAAGAAGCCUUGGAAGCUUUGUUUGGCCCUGACUUUGACCUAGUGACCAGUGCAAGAUAUCUUCCCAAAUCAGUACUAGAAUACAGGCCUCACAUGAGGGCUUUCUCCGCUACAAUUCCGCUGCACAAUAUUCAAAGCAACUGCGAAGAAUGGAUCAAAAUGUGUCAAAAGGACGUAACUAACGGAGUUAGUAAGCUUCUUAAGUACAUUGGUACACUGAAAGGACUUGCUUCGAUAAGAGAUGCUGUCUGGGAGCUUCUUAAAGAGUGUAAUGCAAGUGUCGUACAAGAACACCAAGGGCUUGAAUGGGAUCAACUAUGUUCCAAAGUUGUCAAUCAUGAAGUGUCACUAUGGGACAUGUUUAUGAGGCAAAUAUUUCUUGACAGAUCAAAGGACAUUCUACGAGGGAUGUUUGAUGCCACUAUCACGUCAUGUCAGCACAUGAUGACCCAAUCACAGGACGAUCUCGCAGAUUACCAUAGMAACGACAUCAACGUCACUUCCGAACGCGACAUAUCGCAUUACGUUUGGCACGAAAGUCCAAAUGAUGUUCCUCUUGCAUCAUUAUGGGGCACACAUUUAAGCGGUGCAAAACAACAAGKGCAGGAUGGUGGAGGGCUGGCAAUGAAAGCACGAGGAUGUACCCCAGCUGUGCAAAGACUAUGUAUGACAAUCAAUGAUCGACUAGCAGCAACACUAGAGGACGCCCAGUACUUUAUAUCAAAACCCAAAGAGGUCAAAACACCAGAGAAGCAGCGAUUGUCGGCGAGUGGGAGAGCAGAGGAUCUUGGGAUUAUUUCUGUAACUAAAGGGCCAGAAGAAAAGGAGCCGUUUGACCGUUACGGGGACGCUAAAAGUAUCCAGAGUUUCYUAGAAGAAACUUGCUUUAAUGCUUUUAACAGACUACUCAACGAAUUGGGCGAAAUACUGGAUGAUCACAAGAACAAAAUCAAAUCGUCUACAUCUGCGUAUAAUACAAUGUAUAUAGAUAGAGUUCUGUUGGUCGGUCGUUUCUGCUCAUGUCUGGUUGAGCAAUGUCCGCAUCUCAAAUUAGCCAUGAAAGGUCAAGGUCAGCUCGACCAACCUACCAGCAGCCGUCAAUCAGCUCCCAGGAUAACAAGGCAAUCAAGCCUGUCCAAGAGAAAGAGCGAACAAGAAACAAAUAGCAAGUUAAAAGAACUGUCAGGACUUCUUAARAAGAGAUAUUUCGAUGCAUUUAGAUUAUGGAAAGACUGGGUGUGUGAUUUUUUCCUGAAGUCGUACGARAACUCCCUUAUUACAGGCGGUUUACAGUCAGCUUUGUUCUCCAUGACAAGUUGGGAAGAACUUAAGAUUGAAGAAGAAUCGGAAACUGGAAGCAAAGUUCAGUCAAUGAUACGAGUUCCUUUGCAGGUYCUUUUUGGAAUACUGGUCAGUUUGGAUAAGCAUUCUAAUMACUCUUUCGGUGUGACGUCAAGACCCUCUUCAGGAUCUCAAGAUCAGCAUAAUAUUAUGCCUCUGGCUCCCAACCCCCCUCGGUUUACUCUGCUUCCUCUUAGUUCGCACCAUAGUUCUCUUUACCAGCCCACCGCGGACCAUGACACCCGAAAGAUUAGCCGRCAGAGUGCUGAAACGGACUCAUCAUCGUCUCUCCAGACUAGUACGGCAUUCUGUAGACAUUACAAUUUCUUUGAUGUCCAGAAAACACCCCUAGAAGCAUUAUAGCACUUAUGGUUUGAUCAAAACCAAUAAUAUGACCAAACUCGUGCUGUGAUUGGCUACUGUUCACUGGAUAUCAGCUCAUAUCCUGUAGUUUAUUCUCAACCGAUGGAUAUAAGCAAACUCGUGCUGUGAUUGGCUACUGUUCACUAGAUAUCAGCUUAUAUCCCUUAGUUUAUUCUUAACCGACGGAUAUGAACAAACUCGUGCUGUGAUUGGCUACUGUUCACUGGAUAUCAGCUCAUAUCCUGUAGUUUAUUCUCAACCGAUGGAUAUAAGCAAACUCGUGCUGUGAUUGGCUACUGUUCACUAGAUAUCAGCUUAUAUCCCUUAGUUUAUUCUUAACCGACGGAUAUGAACAAACUCGUGCUGUGAUUGGCUACUGUUCACUGGAUAUCAGCUCAUAUCCUGUAGUUUAUUCUCAACCGAUGGAUAUAAGCAAACUCGUGCU
Exaiptasia diaphana is the source of this 2986-nucleotide messenger RNA. RefSeq names its product conserved oligomeric Golgi complex subunit 1. Gene Ontology annotation, cellular component: COG complex; Golgi apparatus. Lineage: Eukaryota; Metazoa; Cnidaria; Anthozoa; Actiniaria; Aiptasiidae. The transcript is spliced from 25 exons. The record is from RefSeq and is a predicted model, not a curated record. Gene Ontology annotation, biological process: intra-Golgi vesicle-mediated transport. The coding region runs from base 1 to 2541 and encodes 846 amino acids.